AGUCUUUAUCAGCGAGGACCAGCUGCCGGCAGCACACUCACGCUGCAGGCGACGAGGAAAAGAUACCCAUUCAGUGGAGACACACGACGCUGACGUAUAUUUUCUUCAAGAAUGAAGGAGCUCCAGCUCCUGUGUCUGCUUUACUUUGGAGGUCAAGGGUCAUUUGCGUGCCCCCACCCCUGCACCUGUCAUGGAAGCCAGGUGAACUGCAGCGGCAGGUCUCUCACCUCCUCUUGGCUCCCCGUCAGCUUCCCGCCAGGCACUACCGAGCUGCAUCUCCACAACAACCUGCUGACCACGCUCCCAAACGGCCUGCUGGACAAGCACACCUCCCUCCGUCAUGUCUCCCUGCACGGCAACCCGUGGACGUGUGACUGCGGCGUGCUCUACUUGCGAAGUUGGCUUAGACGACAGCCGGCGGGGGAGCUCUCGUCCCACAUCGGCGUCAACUGCAGCUCCCCUCCUAGCCUGAGAGGGAGGCUGGUGGUGUAUCUGACCGAGGAGGAAGUUCUGGACUCGUGUCACUACUGGUACUGCGACCUGGCUUUGGCCUCGCAGUUGUGCCUCCUCGUGUUUGUGCUAGUGCAGGCCGCACUGCUUGUUGCAGUCAUCGUCUUCCUCAGGAGGUUUGAAAGACUCUCCAAGGUGGCCAGGUGGACCAUGGAGGAGAGCCUUACAGCUGGGGACGUCCUGAGCGAAAAUGAGUAUGUGCGUGUGUAUAAAAGACCAUAACAGCUGAAAGUGCCCUGUUUAAUACAAAUAUAAGCUUUUAUAUACCACAUAGACCAGUGGUCCCCAACCACCGGUGCGGGGACCGGCACCGGUCCGGGACGCAUUUGCUACAGCAGUGGUUCUCAACCUUUUUUCAGUGAUGUAUGUCCUGUGAACAUUUUUUUAAUUCAAGUACCCCCUAAUCAGAGCAAAGCAUUUUUCUUGAAAAAAAGAAAUAAAGAAGUAAAAUACA
Nerophis ophidion (straightnose pipefish) is the source of this 964-nucleotide messenger RNA. RefSeq names its product glycoprotein Ib platelet subunit beta (gene gp1bb). The transcript is spliced from 2 exons. Bases 112 to 732 code for a protein of 206 amino acids. Lineage: Eukaryota; Metazoa; Chordata; Actinopteri; Syngnathiformes; Syngnathidae. The record is from RefSeq and is a predicted model, not a curated record.